GCGUCCCUGGGCUUCCGCGCCGGCCACGGCUCCCCGCCGCAGUCCGGUGCGUGCGCGGCUGCGGACGCGGCGCCUUCCCCGCGCGCGGCGCGGACGCAGCGGGCCGCCGCCGGGAGCCCGGAGGAGGCCGCCCCGGAGAGCCCGGAGGAGGGCGGCGGCGGCGGCGAGGCGACGGCGGCGGGGCGCGCGCCCUUGCCCUUGCCCUGGCCGCCCGGGGCGGGCGCGGCGCUCGGCGAGCCCGACCUGGUCCUCGAGGUGCCGGGCGGCCAGCUGCGCGCGCACAAGGCGGUGCUGGCCGCGCGCUCCGACUUCUUCCGCGCGCGCGCGUCGCGGGACGUGCUGCGGGUGCCGGGCGUGGGCCUCGCGGCGCUGCGGCUGCUGCUGGCCUUCGCCUACAGCGGGCGCAUGGAGGGCGUGCGGCCCGACAACGUGGCCGAGCUGGCGGCGGGCGCGCGCCGCCUGCAGCUGCCCCGCGCCGCGCAGUGCGCCGCCGACGCCGUGGCGCCGCAGCUGAGCCUGGCCACCUGCCUGGACGUGCUGGGCGCCGCCAAGCGCCAGCGGCUGGGCGAGCUGCGCGACGCGGCGCUGCGCUUCAUGAGCGACCACUACCUGGAGGUGCUGCGCGAGCCGGCCGUGUUCGGGCGGCUGUCGGGCCCCGAGCGCGACCAGCUGCUGCGCCGCCGCCUGCGCGCCGGCCGCGCCCGCCUGCUGGCCGCCGCGCUGGGCCCGGGCCCGGGCGGGGAGCGCGCGGGCAGCCGGCCGCAGAGCCCGGGCGCCGGGGCCGAGGGCGAGGGCGAGGGCGAGGGCGAGGCCGCCGCCGCCGCCGCCGUCUACUGCUACGAGCCCGCGGCCGGCGGGUGGCGCGAGCUGACGCGGCUGCCCGAGGACGCGCCGACCCGCGGCUGCGGGCUGUGCGUGCUCUGGAACUACCUGUUCGUGGCGGGCGGCCUGCGCCCCGCGGGCCCCGACGGCCUUGCGCGCGCCUCCGACCGCGUCUUCUGCUACAACCCGGCCACGGGCCGCUGGAGCGCGCUGCGGCCGCUGCGCCAGGCGCGCUCGCAGCUGCAGCUGCUGGCGCUGGACGGCCACCUGUACGCCGUGGGCGGCGAGUGCCUGCUGAGCGUGGAGCGCUACGACCCGCGCGCCGACCGCUGGAGCGCCGUGGCCCCGCUGCCGCGCGGCGCCUUCGCCGUGGCGCACGAGGCGGCCGCCUGCCGCGGCGCCAUCUACGUGUCCGGCGGCUCGCUCUUCUGCCGCCUGCUGCGCUACGACCCGCGGCGCGACGAGUGGCAGGAGUGCCCGGGCAGCGGCAGCCGCGAGCGCUCGGCCGACAUGGUGGCCCUGGACGGCGCCCUGUACCGCUUCGACCUGUGCGGGGCCCGCGGCGACGGGGCGGGUGCGGGCGGCGUGCGCGUGCUGCGCUACCACUGCCUGGCCAAGCGCUGGAGCGCGAGCGCGGCCGCCCUGCGCCCGCCCGGCCCCGCCGCCGCCGCCGCCACGCAGCCCUUCCGCUGCGCCGCGCUGGACGGCAGCAUCUUCUGCGUGAGCCGCGCGGGCACCUGGCGCUUCGUGCCCGCGCCCGACGGCGACGACGCGGGCGGCAGCUUCCAGGCCGAGCCGCUGGGAGCGCCGCCGGACGUCCGCGGCGUCCUGGUCCCCUUCGUGCUCAACCUGCCGGAGGAGAAGCCGGAGCAGGCCGAGGGCGGGGAUGAAGAGGCGGCCGAGAGUGGCGGCAUGUAG
This is a messenger RNA of Suncus etruscus (white-toothed pygmy shrew), 1740 nucleotides long. It is a transcript of the gene KBTBD11, whose product is annotated as kelch repeat and BTB domain containing 11. Gene Ontology annotation, molecular function: protein binding. The annotation marks the transcript as partial. NCBI's taxonomy places the organism in Eukaryota, Metazoa, Chordata, Mammalia, Eulipotyphla, Soricidae. The transcript has a single exon. The record is from RefSeq and is a predicted model, not a curated record.